CUUAUUUCAGUGUAUAUCGAGAUCUUGCCGCAUGUUGAACGCUUUCGCCAGAUGGAGUGCUGUGAAGUGUAGUGUUAUUACGGUUGUAUUUUUUAUGUUCCUUCGCUUUGUGCUCGGUUUGCGUGUAUUUGUUGGUGCAUAAGGUACUGGUGCGGGAUUGUAGUGUGAGUUCUGUUUUUGUGUUGUUCGUUAUCUCUUUGGACUGCGAAAUACGGUAUCUAAUCCGGGAGGUAUUACGGAAAUUUCCCCCUUUGGUGGCGGAAAUCGAAAUCAUCACACAGAAGCAGUUUCAUAAAGCUGUUUCAUCGAAAUGGAUACGUACGUGAAGAAUUUACUGAACGGUUGGAAUAUGCCGGAGCUCAUCAAAAUAUUUCAAGAGGAAGAAAUCGAUGAAGGCGCAUUCAGGUGUUUGAAAUACGACAUGAUUAAGGAGCUAAUCCCGAAGGUGGGCAAACGGGCCAAGUUUGUACAAAAGUACGAGGAAUACAAAGAGAGUCUAACGGAUCGGCCUGCGUUUGGCGAGCUUCAACUAGAUGAGAAGGAUAAGAACGCCAACGCCUUGCAGAAGCCUUCCAACAUCAACUGGAGUCGAAUCGAGCGAGUGUGUGGCUCAGUACCAACCUACCUCAAGAACCUGCUGAAAAUGUGUGGCUAUGAGCAGGAGAGUAGCUUGCGAAAUCUCAACGAUGACGACUUCGUUGAUAUGGAACGUUUUGCCCGCGAAGAGUUGAUUCACUUGGUCCCGCAGACGCAGUUCUACUUCCACAUAUUUUGCACUGAUCCCGCACGGGAGUUUCGACUGGUCCCAGGGCAUCGCAAACUACUGCUGCAGAUGAGUGCCUAUCUGAAUUACACAAACGCCGCCAACGAACUGCAGCGCGCGGAUCCAAUGGUGAACCACCGAUCGGAACGACCCGUACCUGUCCAAGAGAGAAUGGAACGAGCUGAGCGUGUCGUUGAGCGGCCAGUGAAGCCGGAACGAAUUGCAGACAUCAAUCUGGUACGGGAAAUAAGGGAGCAACGCGCCAUGAUGCAACAACUUCAAUUGCAACAGCACCAACAGCAACAAGAACUGGUCAAUCAAGCCAGCGAAAUGCUCCAAGAACACAUACCAGACAUCAAGAUCGCUUCCACCAAAAAUCCACCGUUCGCCUUCGAGCAAGCCACGGUCUAUCCUCCGCUGAGCGACGAAGCCCGAGUCAAGAAGAUUCAGAAUAUCAUCAUCAAACUGAUCGAAAUGUGGAGCGACAAGCAACCGAUCAAGCUCACUCUUACCGAAGAAAUGAUCAAUGUCACAUAUGAACUCAAUGGCUACAAUGCCUUCAUUAAAUGCCCCAUGUGUGCGGUACAAAUCAAAGUGUCCAAGCUUCCCACCAAAAAGGGCGAUCGUUUCGUGAUCUCAAACUUUUCCAAACACGUCAUCAAGAUGCACUUCUCUCAGCAGCAGCAGCAACAGCUCUCGCAAUCCCAGCAACAGUUAAACGAAAGCAGUCGGUCUAGUUUGGAGAAUUCUGGAUUUUUCGGCGGGGAAAACUCCGACAGCAGCAACUAUCCGUACGAAGAGUUCAGCAUCAAACGAGCGAGGCUCGAGGACGAGGAUGACGAGGAACAUGAAAUUCCGCCCCACAUGCUGCAUCCCUAUGUGAGCAUCAAGGACGAAGUGAUCGAUCUCGAUGCGUAGUUUUAGUACCUAAGAAACCUCUUUUGAUAGCAACAAAUUGUACUCUGGUAUACUGAAAAAAUAAUAGCUAAUUGGUGUUUAACAUGAACAAGAGCUGAACUCAGUAGGAUUUAGUUAUGAAUAUACGAACUAUUUAUGUAUUACUUUUAGUCCUGAGAAGACAGUAUGUUUUUCCCCAUUCCCUGAUUAUCGAUCAAUUCCUUAGUUAUUGGUUAAGUUUAGGUAUCACGCAGCAUAGGAUUCAAAAGACUUUAAAUAUAUGUUUCCCUCGUUGAGGAGAAAAGUUAAUUACUAGUUUAAGGUUAUGCUGUGUACAUAGGCUGAUAGAUUAGGCGCAAGUUCGGAAAAAUUCAGGCGAACAGCAUUACACUCGACAUUUAUGUAUUUGAUUCCAUUUUAUCAUCUUCCAAAACCUGAAUAAAUCAUGUGCACCUGUUUCAUGUAAUGAACGUA
Molecule: messenger RNA, 2134 nt
Organism: Aedes aegypti (yellow fever mosquito)
Lineage: Eukaryota; Metazoa; Arthropoda; Insecta; Diptera; Culicidae
Exons: 3
Coding region: 311-1681 (456 amino acids)
Source: RefSeq, a predicted model, not a curated record